Bursaphelenchus okinawaensis is the source of this 598-nucleotide messenger RNA. NCBI's taxonomy places the organism in Eukaryota, Metazoa, Nematoda, Chromadorea, Rhabditida, Aphelenchoididae. The record is from the annotation of a GenBank genome assembly.
AUGGAACGUUUUUGUUAUUACGUCUGUCAUGAAGAAAGUUAUUGCCAUUUUUUGAUUUUUCAGAACUUAUGUGUGAAACCGAUCGAAAAUGAAAGCGAUGAUGGCAGCGACGAGAACGUUCAAGAACCUAGUGGGACAUCGAACGGACCUGGCAACGCGAAUAAUCAUGGUCGAGGUUUGGACGAAUGUGGUAAACGUACGGACAAUUUGUGCAACCAAAUUACGGUAAGAGGUAUAUUUAACUUGCUAAUUGGGUACAGCUAUGAAGUUGGUGAUAUCCGCUCAAAUGUUUUUUGGUACCUUUAGGAUUGAAGUUAGGCUGAUUUUUGUGUUUUUGAUCUUUAUUACCUUUUUUCAGUUCCGAGGCAGCUUUCAAAGCGGACAACGAGACGGAAAAGUUUUUUAUUAUGGCGAGCACAAAUACUACCGCUAUUACAAAGACCGGUAUCGUUGUGCCAAGUACUUUCGAACCCAGCCACGUUGCAAGGGGGAAGCGAUGAUAACAGAAGUGACCGAUGGUGGAUUUCAAGCCAAACUCGUCAAACCCCAUACCUGCACUGAAUCCGACGUUCAACCUUCAAAUGACAAAAAUUUGUAA